AUGAUCCCGCAGUGCAGCCUGACAGGGCCGGUGGCUAACAGCAUCCCAGUUCUGGUCUUGUGCGGGCACAGAGCGCCUGAGAGCCCCAAGGUUAAACUGGGCGCGUUUCGCUAUGCUCCUUGGUGUCCAGCUUGUCAACAGAUUGAAUUGACAUGGGAGAGUUUUGCAAAGGAAAGCGAACAUCUAGAUAUCACUGUGGGAAAGGUGGAUGUCACUCAAGAACCAGGCUUGAGUGGUCGUUUCUUUGUCACAACACUUCCUACAAUUUACCAUGCAAAUGAUGGAGUAUUUCGCAGAUACCGAGGCUCACGGACGUUGGAAGAUCUUCAAGGUUAUGUUUUAGAGAGAAAAUGGGAAGCUGUGGAGCCUGUAGCAGGAUGGAAGUCUCCAUCUUCUAUAAUGAUGCAUGGCAUGGCAGGACUAUUUCACCUCUCUGGAUGGAUCAGGCAAAUUCAUAGCUACCUCACUGGCACUCUUGGAAUUCAUGUUUGGAUUUCUUAUGCACUCUUCAUCUUAGCUACCUUAUUGAUUGGCCUGUUCCUGGGUUUGGUACUGGUUUUGAUUUCAGACUGCCUUUGCCCAUCCAAGUCAAGAUACAGAGCUGAAACAUCUGAAGAAGCAAUUACAAAGGAUAAUGUGGAGAAUGCAGCAUUAGAAGAACCGGAGGAGGCUGCAGAGCUUUCCGCAGAUGAUGCGGAAGAGACUGCAGAUGUAAAAGACCUCUCAGAUGGAGAAGAUGCAGCAAAUUCAAGUGCUGAUGACUCAGAGGAGGAUUUAGCACUUGGAAAAGAAUCAGGGGAAGAAGAAAUGGAAGACUUAAGUGAACAACCUUUAGCUGAUUCAGAGACUGAAAGCUCAGUAAGACAGCGUAAAAGUCAGGUGGCAGAUAAUGGACUAUAGUUGUUUCGGUGGUGUAUUUUGUACACUGGGACCAAAGAAGUAUCAGACCCUGCGUCUGAAGCUGAAGCUUACACUUGAUUUGUCAUUUGUGUUUACGCAAAACCUCUGCUCCGUCAGCAGGCUUCUCUUUUUUUUUUUAAGCUAAUACUUGCUCAUUGGGUUUGUUUUAUAAGCACAUAUGCUGUAUAUUGUAUAACUUUAGCCAUGACAAUCAAAAUAAGUAUAUCUUAUUUGUUUGAAGUCUUCUAAGAGAAAAGGGGUGUAACAGUCUCGGUUCACCAGCUAUAAAAUGGUCAUCUGUACUUGUGUUCCUUUGUAAGUAUUGACCUAAGCAAGAUCAGGACUUUUAACUCUUUACAGUAGCUUGGCAGGGCUGUGACUUUUCUGUCUGAAUGUUUAUUGUUUCCAAAUGCCACAGAAGCACCAGAUAAGUGAUACAGUAGUAAAUGAAGGCACCUUACUAGUCUUCUAUUAAAAAUGUUGUGUAUGAUGUGCUUAUUUUUACCAGUUUCAACUGAAGCACCUUUCUCUUUCAUUCUUAAUGUUUGUUUUGAAAGUUUAUCAUACAGUACGCCCCCAGAUUUUUCAGUUUUUGGUAAUUCGGAGGCAUGCUGCACCCAUCAAGCUUGUCAGCUGAGUUUUUUGACCCAAGGAGUUUGAGUAAUUGCAAACCUCAGGCUGAGAAAGAGUGGCAGCUAAAUGUUUAAAAUAUGUUUGAACUUUUAAAAGGUUUCAAGGAAAUUAUUUUGGUCAGGGGGGAU
Pygoscelis adeliae (Adelie penguin) is the source of this 1661-nucleotide messenger RNA. RefSeq names its product thioredoxin-related transmembrane protein 4 (gene TMX4). NCBI's taxonomy places the organism in Eukaryota, Metazoa, Chordata, Aves, Sphenisciformes, Spheniscidae. The record is from RefSeq and is a predicted model, not a curated record. The coding region runs from base 1 to 900 and encodes 299 amino acids. The transcript has 9 exons.